CUUGCGAACCUGCGCGACACCUGUGGAACAUAUUCUGAUGCCCGCGUUCUACCUCCCUCCAGCACCUUCGCCUCGUCACCAAUGGCCGUUGCCCAAGGACAUCGAUCGGCAUCGGCCAAGCUGAAUGAAGCCAAGUUGCUUCUGGUUCAGGCGUGCUGCUCACAGCAUCUAGCACUCCGGCUUUUAAAUACCGUGGCGUGCCGAGGUCGUGUCACCGCUCCUCUGGUUACCUUGGAACUCUUGUGCUCGUGCGCUCGCUCACCAGGCAUCGUGUCGAGGAGGUAAAAACAGACAUCAUCAGCAAAGUCUCCGGGAACGAUCUGAAACUCCCGAGUAUGGCGACGGCGGCUGCUCCAGCAAUGUGCUCCGUUCCCGCACCGCCGGGCGCCACGCGGUGCCGGGCCUUCUCCCUCCCCGCUGAUCAGGACCAGCGCUGCUGCCCCGUGCAUCGCGUCCCCGGCGCGGCGCCGGGCCUCGCGCUCGCGGGGGCCAUCUCGAGCCGGUUCGGGGCGUCGGCGGCCGCGCACAAGGUGAAGCUGGUGGGGCCGGACGGGUCGGAGAGCGAGCUGGAGGUGCCCGAGGACACCUACAUCCUGGACGCCGCGGAGGGCGCCGGGCUGGAGCUGCCCUUCUCGUGCCGCGCCGGGUCGUGCUCGACGUGCGCGGGGAAGCUGGCGUCUGGGGAGGUGGACCAGUCGGAGGGCUCGUUCCUUGACGACGCGCAGAUGGCCGAGGGCUACGUGCUCACCUGCGUCGCCUACCCCAAGGCCGACUGCGUCAUCUACACCCACAAGGAGGAGGAGGUGCACUAGACUCUAGACAGAUUGGUGGUGGACUGGUCGGACUGCUGGUGCUGCGAGUCCUGUGGUAGUGCGUACGUGGUUGAACAUCUUAUGUUCAGAUCAGGGAUUAUGAGGUUCUUCAGUUGUACCUGUGUCAAUGAUCGGUGUGUUUGUUGAAAGUUACUAUGUACGCUAUCCGUUUAUACGUGAUCAUUGCAAGAUGGACGCAACUAAAGAAAGUUCAGAAUU
This is a messenger RNA of Panicum virgatum (switchgrass), 1031 nucleotides long. Its product is annotated as ferredoxin, root R-B1-like. Gene Ontology annotation, biological process: electron transport chain. Bases 336 to 812 code for a protein of 158 amino acids. The transcript has 2 exons. Gene Ontology annotation, molecular function: 2 iron, 2 sulfur cluster binding; electron transfer activity. Lineage: Eukaryota; Viridiplantae; Streptophyta; Magnoliopsida; Poales; Poaceae. The record is from RefSeq and is a predicted model, not a curated record.